This is a messenger RNA of Mya arenaria, 532 nucleotides long. RefSeq names its product integrin beta-7-like. Gene Ontology annotation, biological process: cell adhesion mediated by integrin; cell migration; integrin-mediated signaling pathway. Gene Ontology annotation, cellular component: integrin complex; focal adhesion; cell surface. Lineage: Eukaryota; Metazoa; Mollusca; Bivalvia; Myida; Myidae. Gene Ontology annotation, molecular function: integrin binding. Bases 188 to 532 code for a protein of 114 amino acids. The transcript is spliced from 4 exons. The record is from RefSeq and is a predicted model, not a curated record.
AAAUCUUCCGGGCAAUAUACUCGAAACAUUUUCUCUUACUUUUAUAGAAACGGGAUUUAUAACAAAUAUAACCAAGAUACAUGACUGAUAUAUACAGUAAAGUUUGAAAUAUUUAUAUCUUACGUGAUAAUAUGGUUACUUUUGUAUAUUGUUUAUAGUGAUGUAAGAUCAAACGUGACCUGAACAUAUGAAACACAUUUAUAAAAUGGAUCUCUUGUAUACAAUUGUUCUGCUUGCAACCUUGAUCGGGUCCCAGAUCCGCCAGGUUGAAGCGCAAACACAAUGUGCAGAACAGAGGUUUUGCAGCGAAUGUAUUACUGCGCACAACGAGUGCGCAUGGUGUAACGAUGUGGAGUUUACGGAUACUCGAUGUGCGAUGAACACCAGUAUACUGACUUCGAAGGGUUGUCAAGAGAUAAAGUCACCUACUAACAACGAAACUAAAACGCAGGACAAGCCUGUACAGGAUGGUGGGGAAAACGUCGAACCGGUGCAACUUCAGCCCCAGAAGGUCAAACUUACACGAUUUUGA